Messenger RNA from Fusarium falciforme, 972 nucleotides. RefSeq lists its product as hypothetical. NCBI's taxonomy places the organism in Eukaryota, Fungi, Ascomycota, Sordariomycetes, Hypocreales, Nectriaceae. The record is from RefSeq and is a predicted model, not a curated record. Bases 1 to 972 code for a protein of 323 amino acids. The transcript has a single exon.
AUGCCGCAUUUUACACAUUUUAUCAUCCUUUCAUCGUUGGUCUUGAUGGGAAAUGCCCAAGACCUGGAUCAGACCAUCGUCGGCUGCGAGGCGAUCUCCUGUUCCAUGGACAACUUUGACCCUCACUGCACCGUCGCCAACCUAACAUUUGAGAACAUCGGUCUAACCCGUAUCCCCGAUGUCCCAGAGUCUCUUGACUAUUUCUCCAUCGCCAAGGGUGUCAACAUUUCUGGGCGUGGUGCUGAUGACUUCACCUCCGUGUACUAUCUCGGCAUACCGGAGGAUGUGUCACUAGAUAAGGUGCACAGCUGUGCUGCCAUCUUCCAUGACCCUCCCCAAGACACAUUUGACGAGUCCAGCUCACACACUUGCGCCGAAGUCAUGGGUCAGAGGUGUGUCGAUGCCAUCCAGGAUCGUGCAUCCAAGGUUGCCGAAGGCAAGUCAAGGGAUCUUUGCAAGGCCCUCCAAGAGGACCUCCUGAAGAACGACAUUGAUGCGUGCGACAACCUCACUGGAGGCGGCAAGGGUAUCGGUCAUAUCUCUGUCAAGGAUCUCUCUAAGCUCGAAAACAUCGAGGGCUCUCGCAAUUCGUCCAGCGAUUGUUGGCCAAUCCUGCCCAAGUCGGGCAAUCUGGCAGAAAUUUUCACCGAGUUGGUUGAAUUCGAGGCAAGUCGCGAUACUUCUCCCCUAGAAUGUAUCAAGAAACCAACUGACUCUUUGUUCCAACAAGGAGGUCUCAACGCCUCAACUGCCUAUCCUGAGCUGAAUAGGAUCACCCCGCUGCUGACUCUGUUUGUCAAGGGCCAGGGCAAGUACAGCAUCAUGAACGAGACUGUCUCACGUCUGACCUGCAUCAAGAUCAACAGCACUCAGACUCUGGGCCCGGAGGUGGGUGUAAACGUUGCAUCCUUAUCUAGGGUCAGCGCGUUAGCUGCUGGUGGUGCAUUUGCUUUGUUCAUGUUGAUGCUGUAG